AUGAAAUUUCUAGUGGUACUCUCUGUCGCUGUCUUCGGCAUUGCUUCAGCCGCUCUACUUCCGUCUCCACCACCGGCUAUAGUCAGGCAAUCGCAAGAUAUAUUGCCUGAUGGAUCCUAUUCUUACACCUACGAAACCGACAAUGGAAUUUAUCGCUCUGAAAAUGGAAGUGUAGUACUUACGGAAGCAAGGAGCGCACCUGUCGUUGUUACCCAAGGACAAUACCAAUACACAUCCCCCGAUGGUACUCCUAUCAGCGUAACAUACAUUGCUGAUCACAAUGGAUUUCAACCCCAAGGUGAACAUAUCCCGGCUAUUUCUCCAUUGAUCCAAAGGGCCAUCGACUACAUCAGAGCGCAUCCACCAAAAGUUGAAGAAAAUUGA
This is a messenger RNA of Eufriesea mexicana, 384 nucleotides long. Its product is annotated as larval cuticle protein LCP-17. Bases 1 to 384 code for a protein of 127 amino acids. Gene Ontology annotation, cellular component: chitin-based extracellular matrix. Gene Ontology annotation, molecular function: structural constituent of chitin-based larval cuticle. The record is from RefSeq and is a predicted model, not a curated record. The transcript is spliced from 2 exons. NCBI's taxonomy places the organism in Eukaryota, Metazoa, Arthropoda, Insecta, Hymenoptera, Apidae.